Messenger RNA from Tripterygium wilfordii, 1475 nucleotides. RefSeq lists its product as uncharacterized. Lineage: Eukaryota; Viridiplantae; Streptophyta; Magnoliopsida; Celastrales; Celastraceae. The coding region runs from base 271 to 783 and encodes 170 amino acids. The transcript is spliced from 3 exons. The record is from RefSeq and is a predicted model, not a curated record.
GGAGCUUGCAAUAUAGAGAAGAGAAGCGAAGCCAAUCUCUCCCUCUCCCUCUCAAGAACUGAUUCUUCCAACUGAAGAAAGAAUAAAACUAGGCUUUCCAUUGUCGUUCAAUGUCAGUUUUGGUUUCGCAGCAGAGAAAAUCUGAGCUUUUGCUUUAAAGGUAGAAAAUACUAAUAAUUGCCCUUGCUCAGUUGCAAUUCCCAAGCCUGAAUUUGUUGGCAAAGAUUCACGUCUUUUUUGAGACACCUAUCAGUGGUGGUUUACAAUUGUAUGGCUGUGGCAUUCAACCAUCUCUCAUGGUGGUUGUGGAGUGGAAAGCAUCAAGAGCCCAAAGUUCCCAAUGGGUCUUCUUUAAAUUCUUCUCCUGAUUCCAGCUUGUUGGAAUCUGAUAAUCUAAAGUUUCCAUUGGUUCGGGGGACUAAUAUGGCCUCAUCAUCAAGGAGGAUCAAGCGCAAAUGGCAUAGCCGGGAAGAGAGAAAAUUUGAUAGGGAAUACGAUGUUGUUCUUGUGCCAUCUGAUGGUGGAUGUGUUUCAGGUUCUGAGUCUGAUAAUUCUGAUUAUUCAGUUGGGUGGUUGGAGCCUCCUGGACCUGGAUUCCAUAGUGAUGAUGAGACCGACAACAGUUUUGCUGUCCUAGUUCCUUGUUAUGGACGUGUUCAUGAUGAUAGGGUGGAGGUUUCAAAGAACAACAUUUUAGGAGCCAUUGUCAGAGUCCCAGAUAGUUAUUCUGAUGACAGCAAGAAAUUUAUGGAACAGUGGCUUUCUUCCCUUCAGAACAUCUGAUAUUCAUGAUGGCCAAUAGAAGCAAAUUGGGUUCUACUGUGCUCUUGGGCUGCUGCUGCUGCUGCUGCUGCAUCUUCUGUGAGGACCUGUCCUGUUGCUUUGACAUUGAAAGGUAAAUGUACAAAGAUGUAAUAUAACCUAGUGUUCAGUAUUGACCAAAAAAAGGAAAAAAAAAAAGGAAAAACAAAAACAAAAAAGGAGCUGGCUGGUGUGGUAUUUUGGUGGUAGCAUAGGACUCGCAAACAUUGGCUCGAAGGUGAUAAUAAUACGUGUGAAGAGCAGAAAUGGCAGAAGCUUGUGUUAAUGUACAAGGAGCAGAAGCCGCAGAGAGUGGAUCUACAACAACCACCUUGGCGGCAAGACAUGUUUUUGUAGAUGCUUCUUGGAAGACGUUGCUAAGAGGACCGAUUGUUGUCGUCCCCUUAUCUCUCGCCACGACUGGGAUGGAAAACCAUUGUGUGAUAAAGCGUUUGCUGGCAUGUGUUGCAGAUGAAAACUGGGGGAGAGAAGACAAGUGUGUGUGUGCGCGCUAGCUAUUCUUUCAUGUAAAUAUAUUAUCUGUACAUAACGAAGCAGGUCCUUGCCUAGUGCUUCAUCUUCGUGUAAAUAAUUGCAAUUGCUAGUGUAAAUAGCUGAGAUAUUCAUGAGAUUAUAUGUUCCUUUAUUUUAUGCAUUUUAAGGCCAAUUCCUGU